This is a messenger RNA of Rhodamnia argentea, 1224 nucleotides long. Its product is annotated as B3 domain-containing protein Os06g0194400-like. Bases 170 to 1006 code for a protein of 278 amino acids. Gene Ontology annotation, molecular function: DNA binding. The record is from RefSeq and is a predicted model, not a curated record. The transcript has 7 exons. Lineage: Eukaryota; Viridiplantae; Streptophyta; Magnoliopsida; Myrtales; Myrtaceae.
ACUCUGUCAUUUGCGCGCCCAAGCGCCACGCUCUGCUUCUACUGUGUCCGAAGCCUCUCUAUCGCUCUCUCUCUCUCUCUCUCCAUCUUCUUCUUCUCUGAUAAGCUCGCCAUUCCAUUGGGUAACCCACGACGGGAGGAGAUCCGGGGUGCGAGGAUUCGAAGGAAAAAUGGGGAAGAUGGAUGGUGGGUCGAAGAAGAGGGACUACGAGGAGUGCCGUCGCCAGAGGAUGGAAGAGAACAAGAAGAGGAUGGAAGAGCUCCGUCUCAACAAGCUCGCCGCCGCCCUCGUCCCCACUUCCCCUAAGUCCACCCCAGUGAAGCAGAGCAAGAUGCGGACUCCUCGAAAGCAGUCGGAGCCAUCUUCCGUGCCCGUGAGACGCUCCGGCCGCACGGCGAACAAACCGGCUCCUAACUACAAGGAUGUACUCGAAAUCGGCCCUUUGGAAAGAGUGAGGAGGAGCUAUUCGCGAAGAGACCUGUCGAACAGGGUAUAUGCUUCUGAUGCCAUAAGGGCAUAUGCCAUUGAGAGAGCAGAGCAGCUUCAAUCUAGUUUAGAUGCAGAGUUCCCGAGCUUCAUCAAGCCCAUGCUUCAGUCCCAUGUCACAGGAGGCUUUUGGCUGAGUCUUCAACAUGACUUCUGCCGCAAGCAUCUCCCUCACCGUGAUGACACCGUGACUCUUGUGGACGAGGAUGGAGAAGAGUUUGAGACGAAGUAUCUCAUCGAAAAAAAUGGGCUUAGUGGUGGGUGGAGAGGUUUCUCCAUCGCUCACGAUCUUGUCGAUGGAGAUGCUCUGGUGUUUCAACUGAUCGAGCCAUUGACAUUUAAGGUACAUAUCAUCAGAGCCUAUGAAUCAGAGGAGAAGGAAGCAGAAGUCACUGAAGAGGAGGAAGCAAAAGACCCUGAAAAGAAGAAGGCGGCAGAAGGCCAUAAGGAGGUGGAAAGGGAAGCAGAUGUCCCAUACUUAACCAGGAGCGCCAAACGGAUUAGAGCAAGUAGAAAGUGAACAGGAGUGCAAGGUGUUCCUUGUUCAUGUGCUUAUGACUGGUAUAUGACUGACUGACAUUCCUUUUGGGCAUAUUUUGUCAUGGGAGCAGUAUCCUUCAGUAGUGUUCUAUCUAAAAUUUAAAGCAACAUGCUUGCGAUUUGCACCUUCGAAUUGUACAAGACACAUUUGAUUUCAUUGUGUGUGAAACAUCUAAACUUAUUAUGCAGUUAAUUAGG